This is a messenger RNA of Scheffersomyces stipitis CBS 6054, 1101 nucleotides long. RefSeq names its product Cek2p (gene CEK2). The record is from RefSeq and is a predicted model, not a curated record. Gene Ontology annotation, biological process: intracellular signal transduction; protein phosphorylation. Gene Ontology annotation, molecular function: MAP kinase activity; ATP binding. NCBI's taxonomy places the organism in Eukaryota, Fungi, Ascomycota, Pichiomycetes, Serinales, Debaryomycetaceae. Bases 1 to 1101 code for a protein of 366 amino acids. The transcript has a single exon. Gene Ontology annotation, cellular component: nucleus; cytoplasm.
AUGGUGGUGUUUAAUGUCUCGCAAAGCUUUAAGGUAGUUCGGGUGUUAGGUGAAGGGGCCUACGGUAUUGUUUCACUUGCUAUCCAUGUACCUACCGGCACUCAGGUUGCAAUCAAGAAGAUUGAGCCAUUUGAUAAGCCUCUCUUCUGCUUGCGGACCUUGAGAGAAAUCAAGCUAUUGUCUCGUCUCAGUAACCACGAGAAUAUCGUACAACUAUAUGAUGUGCAACAACCUCAAGACUUCAACUCUUUCAAGGAGGUCUACAUAAUCCAGGAGUAUAUGCCUACUGACUUGGUAAAUGUGAUCGAGUCUCAGAUUCUCAGUGAGGAACAUGUUCAGUACUUCACCUACCAAAUUUUGAGAGGGCUCAAACUCAUCCAUAGUGCUGGUGUUAUACACAGAGAUUUAAAGCCGUCCAAUAUUCUUAUCAACGAGAAUUGUGACUUGAAAAUCUGUGAUUUCGGGUUGGCUCGUUUGGAUGUUCUGCACCCAAAUUCGUCGAAGAUACCAAAAAAAGGAGGAAUAUCGGCAUUAACAGAGUAUGUUGCUACUAGAUGGUAUAGGGCUCCAGAAAUCAUGCUCAAUUCGGCCCAGUAUUCAUCUGAAAUCGAUGUUUGGUCUGUAGGCUGUAUUCUUGCAGAGAUGUUGACUUAUAGACCUUUGUUUCCAGGCAAAGACUAUCAGAACCAGUUGCAAUUGAUUCUCCAAGUUUUGGGAACUCCUAUGGGAGAAGAUUUCCAUAGCAUCAAAUCUGCCAGAGCAAGGAGCUUCAUAAAAUCCCUAAAGCAUCAAGUUCGUUUAGAUUUUGCAGACCUUUGUAAUAACCAUCCUUCAAGAUUGCAAAGACACGGCAGAAGGAAGAUCAGCCCUCAGGGAAUAGAUCUCUUAGAGAGGAUGUUGGCCUUCAACCCAGACAAAAGAAUAUCCGUAGAUGAAGCUUUAUCACAUCCAUUUGUUUCCAGAUACCAUGAUCCAAAUGAUGAACCAACGACAACGCCAAUAGCAGCAGAAGAGUUUGACUUCGAUGUAGAAAAAGACAAGCUAGAUACCAUGGAGUUGAAGAGGCAAUUAUACAGAGAAAUAAAACAACUAAGAGGCUAG